AGAGAAAGGGAGAGAGAGAGAAAGGGAGGGAGAGAGAGAGCAGACGCCCAACCACUCCGACCGUCUGAGUUUGUUGAAGCGCUUCACACACGAUGGACUUUCUACUGAGGAAGACAGCGAGGCUUUGCCUGUGGCUUGUGUUCUCCCUCCUCCUCUCCGCUGUGUCUGCAGAUCUUAUCGAGGUUCUUCUGGGAGACAGCGUUACGUUUCCAGCAACUAGAAACUGCAGCAAAGAAAACGCUGAACUGAUUCACCGGAGCUGCGAUAACAGCAAUCGGACGGUGGCACGUUAUCAGGACGGCGCGUGGAGCCCGGGGCCGGGCUACGAAGACAGGGUGGAUGAGGGCGACACGGUCACCUUGAUGAACACGAACAUCAUGGACAGCGGGCUGUAUGAGCUACCCGGCAGUGAGUGCGAUGAGACACCGACCGAAUUACAUGUUGUACCUUUCCAUGUAGUGCAGGCUGCUGAGGGACAAACGGUCAUGCUGCAGUGUCACUACCUCACAAAAACAAAUAAAAAGGUGGAGAGUGCGUGGUGGGAGAAAGACGGGAAACGUGUGUUUGGGACUAAUUUCCCCUCCGGUGAAAUCAAACCUGAAGCCGGGUUUGAGGGGAGAGUGUCUCUACUGGCUAAAGCCCUGGAACGUGGAGACUUCUCGGUGAUUGUCCGGCAGGUUCGGUCGGAGGAUGGAGGUGAUUACCGCUGCUAUGUCCAGGUUGGUGGACAGAAAGAGAGGGGGACUCCUGCAGCUACGAGACUGACUGUGAACGAGCUCACAGCGACGGGAUGGACGAGCUGCGAAGUCGCAGCAGGCGCUUCUGUGGUGGUCCUGGUCCUCCUGUGUGUGGCCUUUGGCUUUAUUUGCUACAUUAACAGAGUCAGGUCCAGGGUCGUUUAUAGACCCCCUGGGGACCCUGGCCAAGAGCUCUAAACUGAACAUUGUAC
Molecule: messenger RNA, 949 nt
Organism: Seriola dumerili (greater amberjack)
Lineage: Eukaryota; Metazoa; Chordata; Actinopteri; Carangiformes; Carangidae
Exons: 2
Coding region: 93-935 (280 amino acids)
Source: RefSeq, a predicted model, not a curated record